Caenorhabditis briggsae is the source of this 207-nucleotide messenger RNA. Bases 1 to 207 code for a protein of 68 amino acids. The record is from RefSeq and is a predicted model, not a curated record. The transcript has a single exon. Lineage: Eukaryota; Metazoa; Nematoda; Chromadorea; Rhabditida; Rhabditidae.
AUGAAAGCUGAAAUGGCUGCAGCUGGAGUUUCUGCUGCUGGUGUGACUACCAUAUCUACAUUCAUGGAAAGCCAUAAACCACAGAAAGGAGGGAAUCGUGCUGCUGGAAAAGCGGAAUUCGACGCUAUGCUUGCCACGCUCACUGAAGCCGAUCGUACUGCUUUCCAGAAGAUGAUGCAGAACAAGCCACCGAGAAUUGGAAAAUAA